This is a messenger RNA of Hibiscus syriacus, 960 nucleotides long. Its product is annotated as peptidyl-prolyl cis-trans isomerase CYP19-4-like. Gene Ontology annotation, biological process: protein peptidyl-prolyl isomerization; protein folding. Bases 43 to 669 code for a protein of 208 amino acids. The transcript is spliced from 6 exons. The record is from RefSeq and is a predicted model, not a curated record. Gene Ontology annotation, molecular function: peptidyl-prolyl cis-trans isomerase activity. Gene Ontology annotation, cellular component: intracellular membrane-bounded organelle. Lineage: Eukaryota; Viridiplantae; Streptophyta; Magnoliopsida; Malvales; Malvaceae.
CUAAUCGCCUCCAAUACUUGAAAAUCAAAAGACCCCAAAGAGAUGGAUAGAUCACGAUUGUUGCCUCUAACCGUGCUAUGCACUGUGGUCCUUCUAGGGUCUCUAGCUCUUACUCAGGCAAAAAAAUCUAAUGGAGAUCUGAAAGAAGUCACUCACAAAGUUUACUUUGAUGUUGAAAUUGCUGGAAAACCUGCUGGUAGGAUAGAAGUUAUAUAUUUUUCUAAUCUGCUUAAUUUCUUAUAUGCAGAAAAUUUCCGAGCACUCUGCACAGGGGAAAAAGGUGUUGGAAAGAGUGGUAAACCUCUCCACUACAAAGGAAGUGCCUUUCACCGCAUUAUUCCGAACUUCAUGCUUCAAGGUGGUGAUUUUACACUUGGUGAUGGAAGAGGUGGGGAAUCAAUCUAUGGUGAGAAAUUUGCUGAUGAGAAUUUCAAGUUGAAGCACACCGGACCUGGGCUUUUGUCAAUGGCAAAUGCUGGUCCCGACACCAACGGAUCUCAAUUCUUCAUUACAACCGUGACAACCAGCUGGUUGGAUGGAAGACACGUGGUGUUCGGAAAGGUGUUGUCUGGUAUGGACGUGGUUUACAAAAUCGAGGCGGAAGGAAGGCAGAGUGGCACACCCAAGAGCAAAGUUGUGAUUGCUGACAGUGGCGAAAUGCCUCUGUAAUUAUCAACGCUUGAGUCUUUGUUUAUUCCAUGAUAAAUCCUGGGAGAUGAACUUUUCGUUUAAGAUGUUUUCUUGCAAGUUUUGAAAGUAGAGUUUGUUUAGCGGAUGAAGAUCAUAUCUUUUAACUUGGCAUUAUGGUCCACGUUAAAAUGUAGAAGCAAUUGUUGGUGGAAACAGCCUCUUGAGUUGAGACUCAAUGAACUUGCCAAAUUGGAAGAAAGCUUUGUCUUUAACUAGAACCGAGUCAGAUCAUUUGGUUAUACGCAAUAUAUAUGGUUUGACCUUUGGCCA